UUAACAUAUUUUGUGGUUUAUUUCAGGUAUACCAAGAUGAAAACUGCAACCAACAUCUAUAUCUUCAACCUGGCCUUAGCAGAUGCCUUAGUGUUGAUAACUCUCCCAUUCCAAGGGACUGAUAUUAUUAUGGGAAUUUGGCCCUUCGGCAAUGCGCUCUGUAAGAUUGCUAUAGCUAUUGACUACUACAACAUGUUCACCAGUACCUUCACGCUGACCAUGAUGAGUGUGGACCGUUACAUUGCUAUCUGUCAUCCUGUGAAAGCCCUUGACAUCCGUACUCCACACAAAGCGAAAGUCGUCAAUGUCUGCAUCUGGAUUCUAGCCUCCUGUAUUGGAAUCCCUGUUAUGGUCAUGGGGUCAGCAGAGAUGGAUAAUGAGGAUAUUGAGUGUAUGGUGCAGCUUCCUGAUCCAGAACAUUAUUGGGAACCAGUCUUUGGUACUUGCGUUUUCCUCUUUUCUUUUGUGAUACCUGUUCUUAUAAUCACCAUAUGCUACAGCUUGAUGAUUAGAAGGUUGAAAAAAGUCAGAGUCUUGUCUGGUUCAAGGGAGAAGGACAGAAAUCUUCGUCGGAUCACACGACUGGUUCUGGUGGUUGUAGCUGUGUUUAUUAUCUGUUGGACCCCCAUACAGAUUUAUGUGCUGGUUCAGAACCUUGGAGCUAAGCCCAACAGUGAUAUCAAGGUUGCUAUCCUUCAUUUCUGCAUUGCUUUGGGAUAUAUCAACAGCAGUCUCAACCCUGUCCUUUAUGCCUUCUUAGAUGAGAAUUUCAAAGCAUGCUUUAAGAAGUUCUGCUUUCCCUCUGCCUUCCGUACUGAGCUGCAGAUGUCCAACCGCAUGUGCAGCAUUGCCAAAGAUGUUGCCUAUGCUUGCAAGAACUCAGAUGGGCCGAAUAAUCCGGCAUGA
This is a messenger RNA of Bufo bufo (common toad), 906 nucleotides long. It is a transcript of the gene OPRL1, whose product is annotated as opioid related nociceptin receptor 1. The record is from RefSeq and is a predicted model, not a curated record. Bases 37 to 906 code for a protein of 289 amino acids. Gene Ontology annotation, cellular component: membrane; neuron projection. NCBI's taxonomy places the organism in Eukaryota, Metazoa, Chordata, Amphibia, Anura, Bufonidae. The transcript has 2 exons. Gene Ontology annotation, molecular function: neuropeptide binding; nociceptin receptor activity. Gene Ontology annotation, biological process: neuropeptide signaling pathway; sensory perception of pain.